Acanthisitta chloris (rifleman) is the source of this 1249-nucleotide messenger RNA. RefSeq names its product L-2-hydroxyglutarate dehydrogenase (gene L2HGDH). Gene Ontology annotation, molecular function: (S)-2-hydroxy-acid oxidase activity; (S)-2-hydroxyglutarate dehydrogenase activity. The record is from RefSeq and is a predicted model, not a curated record. NCBI's taxonomy places the organism in Eukaryota, Metazoa, Chordata, Aves, Passeriformes, Acanthisittidae. The transcript is spliced from 9 exons. The annotation marks the transcript as partial.
GUUCCAUGUGGCAGUGGUGGGUGCAGGGAUCGUGGGCCUGGCCACAGCCCGGGAGCUGAUCCAGCGUCACCCCGCGCUGUCCUUCGCGGUGCUGGAGAAGGAGAGGGAGCUGGCUCAUCACCAGAGUGGACACAACAGUGGUGUGAUCCACAGUGGGAUUUACUACACUCCUGGCUCUCUGAAGGCCAAGCUGUGUGUGCAGGGUGCUGCUCUCUGCUACCAGUACUGUGACCAGAAGGGGAUUCCAUACAAACAGUGUGGGAAGCUGAUUGUAGCCGUGGAGCAUGAUGAAAUUCCAAGACUCAAAGCUCUGUAUGAGAGAGGGCUGCAGAACAAUGUCCCAGGGCUGAAGCUCAUUGGAGCAAAGGAAAUCCAAGCCAAGGAGCCCUUCUGCAGGGGGCUGAUGGCCCUUGAUUCUCCAUAUACUGGCAUUGUGGACUACAAACAAGUGGCCCAGUCCUAUGCUGAAGACUUCCAGGAGGCAGGUGGGACAAUCUUCACAGAUUUUGAAGUCACAAACAUGGAAAUGGCUAAAGAAAGUCCUCCAGAAAGUGAAGAUGGGCUGAAGUAUCCAGUUAUUGUCAGGAACAAAAAGGGUGAGGAAAUCUCCUGCCAGCACGUCCUGACCUGUGCAGGGCUGUACUCAGACCGUCUGUCUGAGAUCAGUGGCUGCAGCCCUGAGCCUCGUGUGGUCCCGUUCCGAGGGGAUUACUUGGUGCUAAAGCCAGAGAAGUGCUACUUGGUGAAAGGAAAUAUUUAUCCAGUUCCCAACCCUCGGUUCCCUUUCCUGGGAUUCCAUUUCACACCCAGGAUGGAUGGCAGUGUUUGGCUUGGGCCUAAUGCAGUGUUAGCCUUUAAGAGAGAAGGCUACAAACUGUUUGACUUCAGCACUGGAGACUUUUUAGAUGCUGUGACAUACAGAGGGUUAUGGAAGCUUGUGCUGAGGAACCUGUCCUAUGGCAUGGGAGAGAUGUACAGAGCCUGUUUCCUUAGUGCACAGGUGAAGCAGCUUCAGAAGUUCAUCCCUGAGGUCACUGUCAAUGAUGUGCUCAGGGGUCCCUCUGGCGUGAGAGCUCAAGCCUUGGACAGCAAUGGCAACUUGGUCGAUGACUUUGUGUUCGAUGGAGGCACUGGAGACAUUGGGAGCAGAGUUCUCCAUGUCAGAAAUGCUCCUUCUCCUGCUGCUACCUCCUCCCUUGCCAUAGCCAAGAUGAUUGCAGAUGAGGUGAAGCAACGAUUUCAGCUGUGA